CACGAGACACUCACGGCCUUUUGGCGGGGAAAGCCUCCAGAGUAAACAAAAACAACGACCGGAAGGCACCAACAGCCCAUUUUCCGAUGCUCUCUGUCUAUUGGGAGCGAUGAGAUCUAGGGUUAGGGUUUCUCCCCGAAUUAGGGUUCUUCUUUGUUAGUUCUUUUCUAUUUGGAUUAUUCUAUGAUUUCUUUUUCCUCUCUUUUGAAUCUAUCGGGUGGUUUGGGCUUCAAUGGCGGGGUGUUCGCGGGCCCGCGCCAUUCGUUGAAAGCUGGAAGCUUUUUUAGGUUUGGUUAACUCGCAGCGGUGGCGUUGUUACCCUGUUAAUGCGCCCCAUGUUCUUAUCUCUGAGGAAAAAAAUCCCUUCUUCUCUCGUCGGUAAAUCUCUAAUCCCUUCUAAAAGUCGCCGGUUUUAGCUGUUUAAAGCUCGAAUCUCUGGAAAAGUUGACGUCUUCUGCUCUAAUCGCUGUUAAAACCCCCAUUGCUGGUUAAAAGGAGGGAGUUUUUGUUUUUCCUUCUGCUGACAGAGGAUUUCUAUUCGUGUAAAUAGAAGAAUGCCAGUGAUUUCUUAUGUGUAGUAAAUGCUGUAUCCUGGCAGUGUUAGAUUUCAUCAAAAAGGCACCAUUUUUUAGGGGUUGGUCUUUUCCAAAAGAGUGAGAACUUCGGUUUAAUACUCUUCGCUGGUUCUUCUCUACCCUCUCUCUCAGCUUGACAAAACCCCUCUUUGACAUGCUUUAGCUGUUAGUUGAUUAGCGGCAAUUUUGGUUGGGUUUGAAGACAGCUAGCGAGUAGAGAGGGAAUGAUGGGGUUCUUUAGAAGAUUAUUGGUGGUAUUUCUUGUUGUAGUCCCUUCCUUGGCUCAGCUCCCAUCGCAAGAUAUCAUAGCCCUCCUCCAGUUCAAGAAGGGGAUAACCCAUGACCCCACUGGCUACAUCUCGGAGUCGUGGAAUGAGGAGUCUAUUGACGUCAAUGGCUGCCCUUCGUCCUGGAAUGGCAUUGUGUGCAAUGGUGGAAACGUGGCAGGUGUUGUUCUUGACGACCACGGCCUCUCUGGGAGUGCUGAUCUUGCAGUGCUUGCCAACCUUACAAUGCUCCUUAAGCUCUCGAUGACCAAUAAUAACCUCUCUGGGAGGUUUCCUGACAAUGUGGCCGAGUUCAAGAGUUUGAAGUAUUUGGAUAUCUCCAACAAUGCAUUCUCCGGGAAGCUACCUCAGAAUAUUGGGAAUCUUCGGAGCUUGCAGAACCUGUCGUUGGCCGGGAACAACUUCUCUGGGCCUUUGCCUGACUCUAUUGGGGGGCUUGCCUCGAUUCAGUCCCUGGAUUUGAGCCACAACUCUCUUUCUGGUCCCUUACCUUUGUCAUUGAAGAGUCUUAGGAGCUUGGUUUCGUUGAACCUCUCGUGCAAUGCUUUCACAAAGAAGAUACCGACUGGGUUGGAAAGGAUGAGCAGUCUGGAGGUAUUAGAUCUGAGCUGGAACCAAUUGGAUGGUGGCAUUGAUUGGAAUUUUCUCAUGGACUCGAGUGUUGUUCAUGUUGACUUAAGUGGGAAUUUGCUCACCAGUGCAAACCCAAAUGAGCUAAAAUUUUUGUCCGAUAUUUCGGAGACGGUUAAGUAUUUGAAUGUGAGCAACAACCGACUGACUGGAUCGCUGAUUGAAGGAGUCGAAUUGUCUACUUUUGGGAAUCUGAACGUGUUGGACUUAAGUUAUAAUCAGUUGUCAGGGGAGCUGCCAGGCUUUAAUUAUGUCUAUGAUCUCGAGGUUCUAAGGCUAGGGAACAAUGGCUUUUCUGGGUUCUUACCAAGUGGGCUUCUGAAGGGGGAUUCUCUGGUUUUAAGUGAACUGGAUUUGAGUGCAAACAAUCUCUCAGGGCAUAUCAAUAUGAUCACUUCAACAACUUUACGUGUCCUUAAUCUUUCCUCUAAUGCUAUUUCUGGGGAACUUCCAUUGUUGACAGGAAGCUGCACAGUUUUAGACCUAUCACAGAAUCAAUUCACUGGAAAUUUAUCUGCCAUCGCAAAAUGGACGGAUAACCUUGAAUAUAUUGAUCUUAGCGAGAAUCAGUUGAUGGGACCCAUUCCAGAGGUAGCCUCACAGUUUUUACAACUUAAUUACCUCAAUCUCUCCCAUAAUGCUCUAAUCAACACUAUCCCAGAAGUUGUUGCUCAGUACCCCAAGCUCACUGUUCUUGAUAUGGGCUUUAACCAAUUAAGUGGUCCUAUUCUAACUGACUUGCUGGUGUCAUCCACACUGCAAGAGCUUUAUCUCCAAAACAACAUACUUGCAGGUAGCAUAAUGUUCUCAUCAUCUUCAUCCAGGAAGCCCAACCUUGUUGUGCUUGAUAUUUCUGGAAACCGUUUUAAUGGCAGUUUUCCUGAUGAUUUUGGCUCCUUGACUGGUCUGCAAGUGCUUGAUGUUUCAGCAAAUAAUUUCUCUGGUCCUUUGCCACCUGCCAUCACUAAAUUAAUUUCCCUCACUUCCCUUGACAUAGCCAGAAACCACUUCACAGGCUCCCUGCCAGCAACUUUACCCAGCACCCUUGUAUACUUCAAUGCCUCCUACAAUGAUCUAUCUGGAAUUGUCCCAGCAAACCUGAGGAAGUUCCCAGAUUCUUCUUUCCAUCCAGGAAAUUCUAGGUUACAAUUUCCUGGUGCCCCACCUGGAUCUGGCAGUGCUACAUCUGGAAGUCCUGGUCACAAGCCAAUCAGACCUUUAGUUAAAGUUGCAGUUAUAGCUGCUUGUGUUCUUGCUGUGGUGAUUCUAAUCCUUUUAGUAGUUCUUUUGCAUCGGAAGAGCAGUUCAAGGAGAUCUCAAUCAGAAAAGGUUUCAGAUAAAAACAUUCAGAGGUGGACCUUGCCAGAUACUGCAGGCAUCAAAAGCAGGGAAGCUGGUGGUGCAUUGGUGGUGUCAGCCGAUGAUCUUAUAGCUCCAAGGAAAGGUUCUUCAUCUGAGAUAAUUAACCCAGAAGAGAAAAUAGCUGCCAUGUCUGGCUAUUCACCAUCCAAGAUUAGCCGCUUCUCAUGGUCACCGGAUUCAGGGGAUACAUAUACACAGGGAAAUCUCGGAAGGUUGGAUGUCAGAUCACCUGAUCGGUUGACAGGCGAUUUACAUUUCUUGGAUGAGACAAUCACACUAACACCGGAGGAAUUAUCAAGGGCACCAGCUGAGGUAUUGGGAAGGAGCAGCCAUGGGACUUCAUACAGGGCGACACUUGAUAAUGGGCUGUUCUUGACAGUGAAGUGGCUCCGAGAAGGGGUGGCAAAGCCAAAGAAAGAAUUCGCUAAAGAGGCAAAGAAAUUUGCAAAUAUUAGGCACCCUAAUGUUGUGGGGUUGCGAGGUUACUACUGGGGCCCCACCCAGCAUGAGAAGCUUAUCUUGUCAGAUUACAUUUCACCUGGAAGUCUUGCUAGCUUUCUUUAUGAUAGACCUGGAAGAAAAGGCCCACCAUUAACCUGGGCCCAGCGGCUUAAAACAGCCGUCGAUGUUGCACGUGGCCUAAACUAUCUCCAUUUUGACCGAGGUAUCCCCCAUGGCAACCUCAAAGCCACUAACAUACUGCUGGAUGGCCUCGAUCUCAAUGCUCGUGUCGCGGACUACUGCCUUCACCGCCUGAUGACCCAGUCAGGGACCGCCGAGCAAAUGCUGGAUGCUGGUCUGUUGGGGUACCGUGCCCCAGAGCUGGCAGCAUCCAAGAAGCCAUCUCCAUCCUUCAAGUCGGAUGUUUAUGCCUUCGGGGUGGUGCUGCUGGAGCUCCUGACAGGCAGAUGUGCGGGGGAUGUCAUCUCAGGGGAGGAGGGAGGCGCUGAUCUGACCGACUGGGUGAGACUGAGGGUGGCGGAAGGCCGUGGUUCAGAUUGCUCUGAUCCAGCCAUGGCCCCGGACAUGGCGAAUCCAGCAGUCACCAAGGGCCUGAAGGAAAUGCUCGGGAUAGCUUUGAGAUGUAUUCGCCCGGUUUCAGAGAGACCGGGUAUUAAGUCUGUAUAUGAGGAUCUUUCAUCCAUAUGAAGCUUUGAUGGAGCUGUGUGUAGGACUGUUUUUGGUAAAUGCAAGUGCUGGCCUCUUCUUGAUGCCUGGCAAGUUGAUUA
Messenger RNA from Elaeis guineensis (African oil palm), 4083 nucleotides. RefSeq names its product LRR receptor-like serine/threonine-protein kinase GHR1. NCBI's taxonomy places the organism in Eukaryota, Viridiplantae, Streptophyta, Magnoliopsida, Arecales, Arecaceae. The record is from RefSeq and is a predicted model, not a curated record. Gene Ontology annotation, biological process: protein phosphorylation. Gene Ontology annotation, molecular function: protein binding; protein kinase activity; ATP binding.